Tachysurus vachellii is the source of this 1606-nucleotide messenger RNA. It is a transcript of the gene pianp, whose product is annotated as PILR alpha associated neural protein. Gene Ontology annotation, cellular component: membrane. The record is from RefSeq and is a predicted model, not a curated record. Bases 658 to 1245 code for a protein of 195 amino acids. The transcript has 6 exons. Lineage: Eukaryota; Metazoa; Chordata; Actinopteri; Siluriformes; Bagridae. Gene Ontology annotation, biological process: regulation of immune response.
UUUCUUUCUAAUGCUCUCUCCUAUUCUCCAUUGCAUAUUCUUUCUCUCCAGCUAUCUCUGUCUGGCUUUCUCACUUGCUUCCUUAUUUAUGUUCUUUCUCUCUCAAUUAUGCCCUCUUUCUCCAUUCCUCUCUUACUCUUUCUUACAUAUAUACUCUUUCUCACUCUAAUGCCCCCCUCCUCUCCUCUCCUCUCUCUCUCUCUCUCUCUCUCUCUCUCUCCAUGUCUCUGUCGCUAAGGCAACCAAUGCUUUUUCUCACUCUGACACACUCUGGCUCUUUCUCACUCCCUCCAUCAGCAGCGAGCGGUAAGCAUGUGGACUGAUGGCUGUCUAUACACUGGUGAUCUGCAUGCAUUUGUGUUUAUGUGUUGAGUGUGUGUGUAUGGAUGUGUGUAUGGAUGUGCAUGCGUGUUUUACUGUUUCACAUGUAGGUGUGUAAAAGAUGUCAUCGGCUCUGAAUUCAGUUGUUGAGUUAUUGCCUGAGUCAGGAACUGGAUUAAAGCAGUGGGAUGUGUCUACAGCAGCAGCGUCGUUCCCCCCUACAGCCAUCUGUUUACGAUCUUUCAGUAAGUGUCAGGAGCCAAGCGCUCCCCCUCUCAUCGUCUCCCUCUUUCAAGAGAUGAUUGGAGGAGAAAAAUAACAGUGAAAAGAGAAGCGAUGGAGCGAUGCUCCAUCUCUGGACUCACUGCUCUCUUGUGUCUCCUGCUGGUUGCUGUCCUUGUUUGCCCUCCUUCUUGCCACGGGGGCGACGAGCUUGCCGACAUGCAGCUGUCCGCCACAGCCCAGGCCACGCCCACUCCACUCUGGGCAGUCGACUGGGGUCCCACACAACCGCUGGAGGAUGAAACACAUCACUUCCUGUCCAGUCAGGAAGCCGAGGGUGUGAAGCAGGCCACACCUGAGGUGUGGCCGCGUCGCAGGAACACCCAGUCCAACCAAACCCAACAUCAGCCACUGCCCAUCGAAGCCAAGGACUCGGGACAGGAGCCAGAACAGGAUGCAGAGGAGAGAGAGAUUGAAGAAGUGGAUCCUCAGUUUUACGUGACUGUAACUAUCUCAUCUCUCCUGAUUCUCUCAGCCCUCAUCAUUUCGGCCAAACUCUGUUAUGACCGCAGCCUCUCCCAGCGCCCUCCUCCUCUCUCCCUCGCCAUCCCUUGUUCCCUGGCCCAAGAGGAUAGCAGGCACACACUUCAGAGCACCCCCUCGUUCCCUGACAGAGAAAGACUUCCUGUGGUCAAUCUUUGAAGAGCUGACUGUUCCAUGCUUUGCUAAUCACAUCCUCUGGGCAUGGAAUGUGAGAAAAAAAAGUGGGUAAAUAUGAGAACAAACACAGAACAUGUGAAACUGCUCGAAGAUGGAUACAUGAAAGAGAAUAUGUGUGGAUGGAUAAGGCUCUGAGGAUUGGGGCUGUAUAUAUAUAUGGGUAUGUUUUCUGAACAGAUGUACAGACAUGAAACCGAGGCCGUGCAUUCUUUCAAGCCGGAGAUUCAGGCUCACUUCUUCAUUCAUUUUUAAGAGUAUUUUGGGGGUUUGAGUGUGGGGAAGUGUUUGGGUUUUAAGACUUGGGGUGAGGAUUGGUUGGGGUACAGUUUGAGGUGGAAAGGGU